AUGUCGGAUCAACAAUACGAUGAAAAUUUCGUUGAAGAAUCAAAUUGUUCAAGUGGAGGAGAAGAAGAAUCUAUCAGAACCUCUUAUGACCCUAUUAAAAUGACCCCACAAUAUCACAUACAAAAAGCCGAUACUGCUUUACAAAAUUUAAAAAACGUGGUGAGUGAACCAGGAUGGAAAAAAGAGUUCCAACAUAAGAAUGGUGUGGUGGUUUAUAAUAAACCUGGAAUCUCGAAAGGUGAUAAAUUACCGGUCUUUAUGGGUGAACAUGUAAUUGAUGGGUACACUCCGCAAUCUGUUUUCGCCGUUAUUAGUAUGAGAAAACUUUGGGAUGAUUGGUAUGAGGAGGGAAGUCUCGUUGAAAAUUUAAACGAAACAACAAGUUUAACUUACAUGGUUAUGCAAGCAUUGGCCGGUUCCAAAACUAGAGAUUUAUCCUUGGUGGAAAGGAUUGAAUGCACCGAAGAAGGAGCGAUCUAUUUUGUGACUACCUCGGUUGAGACCUCAAAAGUCCCAAUCAUCGCUAAUAGGAUCCGGGCUCACAUUCAACUUAAUGGGUGGAUUCUCGAACCUUUGACUUACGAUCCACCAAAGACAAAACUUACUUAUGUUCUUCAAACCAAAAUUAAAGGAUGGGUUCCGUCAAUCCUUGCAAAGACUGUUUUGUCAAGACGUCCCCUUGUGAUGAAUACUAUUGAUCAAUAUUUGAAAAAGAAUGGUCCUCCCCCAAUAAUAAUUGAAUCCACCCCUCCAGUAUCUGCUCAUGAAGUUUCUCCUAACGUUGUAAAUGAUAAUUGUAAUUCGGAAGAUGCGGAAGUUAAAGUUGCGAGGAAGAAAAUCUCAUUUACGGUUAUACGUGAUGUUUCCGAGAAACUAAGUUCAACUAAACAACAUGAAAACUCGGUUUCCACUAGAGAAAUUCCAAAUGGUUCCUUGUCUCAUCAGGACGAUUCACAUUCGCCUAAAAGUCCUCCAUCAUCAGAUGUUCCACAAUCUUCUUCGUCAACAACUCAAUCCUCGCCUAUUGAACAAGAUUUUUCAACGACGGCACAAUCAUCGUCUAUUCAACAAGAUUCUUCGACAAAGUCACAAUCAUCGUCUAUUCAACAAGAUUCUUCGACAAAGUCACAAUCAUCAUCUAUUCAACAAGAUUCUUCAACUACGGUAAAAUCAUCGCCCAUUCAACAGCCUUCUUCGACAACGACACCAUUAUUGCCCAUUCAACAAGAUUCUUCAACCACGGUAAAAUCAUCGCCCAUUCAACAGCCUUCUUCGACAAAUACACCAUCAUUGCCCAUUCAACAAGAUUCUCCAACAACGGCCACAGAAAAUGGACUUUCUUUAUCUCAGCCAGAAAACUCUCCGAAACCAAUACAGCAUCGUCAUACAGCUUCUAUACAAAGAGCUCUUGAAAUUUUUAAUUCACACACUCCAUUGGUUGGAUGGAACUUUAGUUCUGAAAAUAAAAAGGUAAAGAUUUACACGAAAGAACAUGCUGGUAAAUCUACACCUAUCAUGCGAGGAGAUGCUGUUAUUUCUGGAGGAUUUACAACUUAUGACAUUUUGUCUGUCAUUAUAAACUUGGAUACGCGAAAAUUAUGGGACGAUCGAUAUGACGAAGGUGCAACUUAUGAAAGGUUUAGUUUACAUGAACAUUUAACCAGAACGGCAAUGAAGGGUACGUUCCCUAUCAGUGGACGUGAUAUGUCAGUAUGCGGAAUGUUGCACAGUGAGGAAGAUACUGGAAUUCUUCAAUUUGUCACCACAUCUGUGGUUGACCCAUUAAUUCCGGAAAGCAAAAAGCAUGUUAGAUCAAAUUUAAAUUUUGCAGGAUGGCGAUUAGAACCUCAUGUUGAUGACAAAGGAAACACUACAUCUGUUGAUGUCAUAUACAUCGUUGAUAUUGACAUCAAACUUGACUCGAUUCCAACUUCUAUCCUUAAGAUGUUGUCAAACCAAAUACCAACCACUAUCUCUAAAAUAGAUGAAUUAAUGCAAAAAACGGGAUUUUGUCCAUAUGUUCUCAAGGCUGACACAAAGAUCCUAACAGAAGAAUUUAAUAUCAAAAAUGAUCAAUAUGAUUUAACAUUACUCCCUGAAAGUGGUUGCAUAACGGAAUUCAAAAUUUCAAAAUUGAUGUAUCCAAAUGGUAUUGACGUGUCUGUUAUGCCUGAAAACUGUAAGGUUGAAUUGUUGCCGACAAGUGCGGAAACUAUUCGUGUGACCCUUCCAUCAAAAGUUACCUUGAACAUUUUUACCAUUACCGCUAGCAAACGUUCUAAAGGUUUCCGAAUGACUUACAAUAACGGGCAAGAAAUUCCUUUGGCUUUAGAUCCUGAUAGCAAUGACAUUCCGAUAAGAAAGGAUAUACCUACUUAUGCUACUGGUACGAUGUCGACAAAUGCCACACUUACAAAUAAUACUCUUGAUGAAGUAAAACCUAUGAAUCCGGUCACACUCGCCUCAAAAAUAAACAUAAUUGAUCCCGAGACUUUCGGCAAACCAUUGGAAGAAAAAAUCAAUAAUGUUCUUAUUAAUCAAGCCUUGAUUCCUCCCGAGACUUUCGUUAAACCAUCAUCACAAGUAUCAUUAAAAUUAGAAGCAUAUCAGAGAAUUUUUGAAGAGCAUCCUAAGAAGAUUGCAACUCAAGAGUCGCGUGAGAUUCAAAAUGUACCAGAUUCCUUAGGAGUUUCACCUAAAGAAGAUCCAGCUGUAAAAAAACUAAAGAAUGAAGUUAUUGAAAACAAUACAAUUACUGACGAUUUAAUGAUUCUUGCAAAGUCAGCUAAUUUCAAUUCACACCAAAUUGGAUUAAUGUUUGCUUCAAUGUUACUCGCAUAUUACGCAGGAAAACUGAGUACUUAA
Funneliformis caledonium is the source of this 2865-nucleotide messenger RNA. The record is from the annotation of a GenBank genome assembly. Lineage: Eukaryota; Fungi; Glomeromycota; Glomeromycetes; Glomerales; Glomeraceae.